Messenger RNA from Thrips palmi, 2012 nucleotides. RefSeq lists its product as uncharacterized. Lineage: Eukaryota; Metazoa; Arthropoda; Insecta; Thysanoptera; Thripidae. The record is from RefSeq and is a predicted model, not a curated record. The transcript has 10 exons. The coding region runs from base 48 to 1847 and encodes 599 amino acids.
GGGCCGUGCAGCGGUCUCGCUCGCUGCGCACCUCGGCCUCGAGGACCAUGACGGGGACGCUCGCGGUCCGGGACUCGGUGCGCACGCCGCGGCCGCACCGCGGCGCCGAGGACGCCGAGGAAGACGACACGGAGGUGCGGGGCGGCAAGGCCGUGGUGCCGUACUCGUCUCCAGAGUCCGGCUUCAGGGGCUACACGUACGAGGUGAGCGAGGCCCUGAAGGACCUGGAGAAGCAGCGCGAGGUGAAGGGCGGCCUGAUGGGGCCGCUGCGCGCCGUGGCCGAGCUGGAGCGCGCGCAGGAGCAACGCAACGAGGCCUUCCGCGCCUGGCUGUCCAACGUCAUGAAGAAGGAGCGGGAGGCCGCCAAGCACGCCGCCAUCACCGUGCUGAAGCGGCGCGACCAGAUGCUGCAGGAGGUGGGUCCGGACUGGUUCCAGCAGCUGUCGUGGGACCAGAUGGAGACGGUGAACCAGCUGCAGGGGCUGCACCGCGCCGAUGCCGACGAGGGCGCGACGUCGCGCGUGGCGCUGUGGUGCUGUCGGCUCGGCAUCUCCCCCAUCCCCAGCGCGCGCCAAAUCACGCGCGCGCUCCGCGAGCAGCCCGAGGACCACGAGGCCUUCCUGCUGGCGCUGUACGCCGUCAUCAGCCAGAGCGGCAAGGUGCCCGUGCCCGGGGACCCGCCUGCGCCCAAGCUGAGGACGGGCUUCGAGUACACGCCGAGCGAGCGGCUGCUGCUGUCCGCGCUCGCGCACCUGCGCCUGCCCAACGUCAUCGCCAAGCUGGAGGAGCAGUUCGGGCCGCCGGAGAAGAAGCCGCGCUACUUGCGCGUCAACCCUGACGUGCCCCCGCGCACCGCGAGGCCGGAGCCCUACCUGUGGCCCUACCUGGAACCACUGCCGGUGCCGCGGCUGGACUGGCUGGAGGUGAUGAGCGCCAACCACACGGUGCACGUCGAGAACCUGUACAUGCGCGCGCACCUGCUGCCCAGCACGCUCAUCAAGGAGCUGCAGUACAAGUCGCAGCCGCGCCCCGUCAUCCCCCCCGCCAGCAAGCCGACGCUGAGGCCGGUGCGCUCCCGCAAGAAGCGGACCGCCGCCGCCGAGAAGAAGAGCAAGGAGGACGAACCUGCUGGUGCGAGUCCACGCGUCGACGCACAGGGGCUUGGCUUACCUCGUGUCGUACUGCUUCUUCAUCCCGGCUGCUCUGGCUCCGCGACGCGAUGCUCCCCUGUCAGCGCCGCCGCCUCCGCUGAGGCGGUGGCUAAAGAGGCAAAAUAUGUGUGGGCACUGCAAGAAAACGACUUCUUUCCUCCCCUGCGCUUCCAGAGCUUUCUCGAGUCGCUGGCGUCCGAGGACCCGCUGUGCCAGCUGCCCGACGUCUGCCGCAUCCCCGCCAUCCAGAAGUGGAUCCGCCUCCGAAACGGGCUGCUCUACGUCCACCGCAGGCUGGACGAGGUGCUGCAGGACCGCAGCCUGACGAUGUACAACGCCAACCACCUGGGCAUGGCGUACCGGGUGCCCACCCCGAAGCACGGCCUCAGCCCCAAGCAGGUGCGCGAGCUGACGUGGGACAAGCGGGACUGGUACCGCCGCAGGGUGGACAAGAUCAUGCGCGGCUACUACACGGCGCUGCGCACCAUCCAGGUGAACGCGUCCCGCGAAAUGUUCCCCGCCAUGGCGUGCGACUACUUCCCGGCCCGGGACCGCUUCAUCAAGACGUACUUCGCGUACAUGCCCAAGCACGAGAUGGACGUGCCGGUGGUGAAGCCCUGGAACGCGGGCGAGUUCAACCAGGAAGUGCUGCCGCGGUGGCGGGACCGCUACUACCAGUGCCGGCAGCAGAAGUGACGUGCCGGCGUGACGGCGUCGCUGUGACACGCGGUACGCGGUGCGCGGUGACGCAAGUGUGGGUGUGCAAGCCUCGCAAGCCUCACUCGCCUCGCCGGGGCAGUGCGGCGCCUGCACUGUGACGCCUUUGUGCGUCGCCACGUGUGACGGCUUGCCUGCGCCCUG